Schizophyllum commune H4-8 is the source of this 1034-nucleotide messenger RNA. RefSeq lists its product as uncharacterized. Bases 332 to 724 code for a protein of 130 amino acids. The record is from RefSeq and is a predicted model, not a curated record. The transcript is spliced from 2 exons. Lineage: Eukaryota; Fungi; Basidiomycota; Agaricomycetes; Agaricales; Schizophyllaceae.
CCAUGAUCCCGUUUAUGACCAGCAAUCUCUGUUUGUCGAGCAACUGGCACUGUUUGUCAUUCGUCACCAUGCAAGAAGCUGGCCUCUCUGGGUAACUGAUCAUAACUCAACAAUUGAGAAGACACAGCUUCUGCGCGGUGCCUCAUGCAAAGUCCAACGAUGCUUUGACCUUGCUCAAUCUUUGUUGCUAUUGUUUUUGUCGAUGCAUGUAACCGCCUCCAAGGGUAUAUAAGGUGCUCAAUUCGGUGCUCCACUUCAUCCACUCCCGCAACACUACUCGACUAAUUGCACAUUUCCUCUCGUCCCGCCAGCCCACCCAGCUUUGCCCGCUAUGACCUACGACAGCUCUUCUCGCGUGAACGUGGGCAACACCCUUGCCCCCACCUACGAAGACGCGCGCCUCUUGCUCGACUUCGCAGCGCAACACGGCGUUUCCGUCCAGUACGGGUCUAUCCCUGCGCCCGAAGUCGCCCAGACGAUGCAGCGGGUACAGACCUCACUCGAAAGCAUGGAGAUCGAUGAGAAUCCAGCCGCUCGCCUCGUCCCCGUCUUCCAGUCGAUGGACAUCACCUCAAACUUCUCGGCCGGGUCGUCGCCUUCGUCCAGCGUAUACACCCGCACACCUUCACCUGCGGUGUCAGCCUUGCCUGUACAACUUCACCCGCAUCUGCUCACCUCGCCCUCGAAGACUCGCCCCGACUUGACAUCCGCCCGGCGCGGAUGAGGGCGCGGAGUCGUUUGUCUGCACUCCUUCAAAUCAUUAGCGCCGAACGCGAAUCAGAUGGCGAAGGAGCGGAUGUGGCUUGCUCACAACGUAGUGAAUCUGUCGCAGAAUGAACUGUAGGCCGGCGGUGCCCAGCCAUCGCGAAGUGGCAUACUCUAUACAUUGUCCUAAUUCUGUCUGUGCUUGUACAUGCCAUUGUAUUGUUAUGUGUCCCCUCUACCGAACCGACCACAGAUCACAUAUAGAGUGUACAUCUGAAUCUGUCUAUUUCGAGCUACGUUCAUAUGGACUCGGAACAGCGCGAUCAGUG